AUGGUCACCCUCAUCGAUCUUCUGAGCACGACGUACGCCCCGGUUCAGGCUAUGAUGUUGCCGUAUCUGGGCAUUGCGGAAGUUGUGGCCUUAACGCGCACUUGCAAGGGGUUUGGACAGCUGCUGCCUGUGCUGAAGGCGACAGCAUGGAACAUCGACUACCAGCUCAAGAAGUUCUUUGGUAAACCCAAGGAGUUUCGCUCAGUUCUGGGCCGAUGUGAAGGCCUAAUCGCUGGAGCUUUUGCCCGUCGGUUUUUCUCACGAUUUGACAUCACUUGUGAUAGCAUUGAUAUGCACGUGAACCACCGAGACGAACUGGUUCGCUAUCUGAAAGACGACGGGUACCAGAGCAUAGACCAAUCCUUAAACUCCUUCUCCAAAACAGGUGCAAAAGGAGAAGACCUCCUUGUCACCUUCGAGUGGAGCGUUCACUCGGUCGUUGGACGCGCGUUUCACAACGCCAAAACAACAGCCGACUUAAACUUCAUCUCGUGGAACAAGGCUUAUGCUCUCUCGCCUUAUAGCACCUUUGUCGAGAGAGAAAGCUUUCUACUUACGUGUUUGGUUGAUGAAACUGGAGAUCAUCUCAAAAUGUUGAGUGACGAGGGGCUCAAGACCAAGACUGUUUCUUGGGACCAGCGACGCUUCCAGCAUAGAAGGCUCCACGAUAUUCACAUGGGCUUCGAUAUCACUACAAGACGUCGACGCAUCGGUGACAGGUUUUCAUGGGUUCUCGGCCUUGAUGUGGAAGGCGUGCGGUCGCCAUGCACCCCAGAUGCAGUCAUUGAAACGACCACAUUCCGAUCGUACGCACCUUGGAAGUAUACGCAACCCUGGCAGGUUGCCAACUACGAAUUGGACUUUGAUGAAAAUAUUCGUCAUCCCAUUUUGAAGCAUCAGUACAUUACCUUAGGGGAAGACACACUCGAUGAAGACGGUUCCGUUCAAUUCGAUGAGUUUGGGGAUCGAGAGCGAACGUCACACUAUGCUCGCAGAUGCGAAGAACUCAAAGACCGGCUCGACGAACUCACCUUGCUUGAACUUACCAAGAUUCCCACUGCAGGGCGACCUCCUCAGUUUGCAACUCUUUCAGCAAGCACUUCAGAACUCAAAGAGGCGCACACGACUAGGGGAGGAUUCAAGCUACCCGCCACCUGGACUUUCUACGACGACGAGGUCAUUGCAUUCCUGGAAAUGGCCUGGUCAGAACAACAGCUCAUAGACGAGCACGAAAAACAUAAACUCAGAACAAGGUUUCUCGAUAAUACUUCUGGAUCUGAUCAGGCAUUGCGCGAUUUCUGCGGCCGAUGA
Messenger RNA from Ascochyta rabiei, 1311 nucleotides. RefSeq lists its product as uncharacterized. NCBI's taxonomy places the organism in Eukaryota, Fungi, Ascomycota, Dothideomycetes, Pleosporales, Didymellaceae. Bases 1 to 1311 code for a protein of 436 amino acids. The transcript has a single exon. The record is from RefSeq and is a predicted model, not a curated record.